Rhinolophus ferrumequinum (greater horseshoe bat) is the source of this 726-nucleotide messenger RNA. Its product is annotated as ferritin heavy chain-like. Gene Ontology annotation, biological process: iron ion transport; intracellular iron ion homeostasis. NCBI's taxonomy places the organism in Eukaryota, Metazoa, Chordata, Mammalia, Chiroptera, Rhinolophidae. The record is from RefSeq and is a predicted model, not a curated record. Gene Ontology annotation, molecular function: ferrous iron binding; ferric iron binding. Gene Ontology annotation, cellular component: cytoplasm.
AUGGCCAGUGUGCUCCAGCUGAUUGUCACGACAUCUGCGCCACCAGUCAUGACACCCUUGCCGCCAGCCACGAUGCUUGCGCUGACUACCACAACACCCGAGCUGCCUGCCUUGAUGCCCGUGUUGCCAGUCGUGAUGUCUGAGCCACCAGCCACACCCUCACAAGUGCGCGAGAACUACCACCCCAACUGCAGGGCGGCUGUCACCAACCGCCAGAUCAACCUGGAGCUCUACGCCUCCUACGUGUACCUGUGCAUGGACUUCUAUUUUGACUGUCAGGAUGUGGCUUUGAAGCACUUGGGCCCCUUCUUCCUGCAGCACUCGAGGGUAGAGAGGGAUCAAGCCGAGAGGCUGAUGAGGCCACAGAACAAGUGCGGGGGCCACAUUCGCCUGCGUAACAUCAGGAAACCAGACUGCGACUGCUGGGAGAAUGGCUUGAAGUCCAUGAAAUGCGCCUUGUACCUGGAGAAGAGUGUGAACCAGAGCCUGCUAAAACUGCACCAGCUGGCCACCAGUAAGAAGGAGGCCCACCUGUGCGAUUUCCUGGAGCAUCACUACCUGGGGGAGGCGGUGACGUACAUCACAGAGUGGAGUGUUCAUAUCACCAACCAGCGCAAGCUGGGGUCCUCAGAAUCCAGCCUGGCAGAACACCUCCUUGACAAGCUCACCCUGGAUGACAGCGACAAGAAUUGCGCCUUGGACUGCCUUCCCUAUAGCCAUGGGUAA